AUGCGCGUGAGUAGAGUCGCACGGGCCGGUCUUCGCCAUGCCACCUGCGCGGUGGUCGGCCACGCUCUUGCAUCCGGCGCCACAGCCGCCGUUGCUACGUCUACCACCCCGCUCCGGACUCAGGCCCGCUAUGCGAGCAGCAAAAACCCGUACGCGGUGCUCGGCAUCAAGCAGGGUGCUAACAAGGCAGAAAUCAAGAAGGCGUACCGUGUCCUGGCCCGCAAGCACCACCCUGAUGCCCCGGGCGGCAGCGACGAAAGGUUCCGUGAAGUGCAGGAGGCGUAUGAACAGAUAAAGAGCGGCGUGUGGGUCCGAAAAGACCAGGAGGGCAGCGGCAGCGACGGCAGUGGCGGUAACGCGAACCGCUACAGCGGCUUCCGCUACACGACCCGCACGCAUCACAAGAGCAAAGUCAGCUACGACCAGUUUUACGAGGAGAUGCACACGGGCCGGGUGAAGAAGGACCCGUUUGCGGACGACGACGAGCCAGAGGAUCCGGCGGCGAAGGACCCGCGCCGCAACCCUUUUGCAAUGAAUGAGUUCGCUUUCCAGGCGUGGCUGCGGUUUAUCAUUAUGUGGUGUGUCGUCUUCUGUAGUCUUCGCCUUGUGCUGUUUCUAAUGUUCCCACCCAAGUGGGAGAAGCCGCAGCGCAAGCCACCACCGCGCGAGCUGCGUGGCCGAAAGCCACCACCGCCGAAGCCACUACGACUCUCCGAGGAUGCGAUUGUCGCGUAG
This is a messenger RNA of Leishmania mexicana MHOM/GT/2001/U1103, 735 nucleotides long. RefSeq lists its product as hypothetical. Lineage: Eukaryota; Euglenozoa; Kinetoplastea; Trypanosomatida; Trypanosomatidae. Gene Ontology annotation, molecular function: protein-folding chaperone binding; misfolded protein binding. The coding region runs from base 1 to 735 and encodes 244 amino acids. The transcript has a single exon. The record is from RefSeq and is a predicted model, not a curated record. Gene Ontology annotation, cellular component: endoplasmic reticulum.